Molecule: messenger RNA, 372 nt
Organism: Microthlaspi erraticum
Lineage: Eukaryota; Viridiplantae; Streptophyta; Magnoliopsida; Brassicales; Brassicaceae
Source: the annotation of a GenBank genome assembly
AUGUGGCUCAGCCUAGGAGACAAAAAUAGUGGUUAUUUCCAUGCUGCAACUAGAGGAAGAAGAGCACGGAAUAACAUCUCGGUGUUUGAAGAUGAUGAAGGAAAGACAGUCUAUGAGGAAGCAAAGAUAGCAGAAGUAAUUACAAAUUACUUUGAGAAAAUGUUUACCUCUCAGACGGGAUCCAGAGCGGAGGCAGUAAAUCAGGGUAUCAAACCAAGUAUCUCGACUGAAACCAAUAGACGUCUAACUCAGAUACCAAGUCCACAAGAGGUUAAUGCAACAAUCUUCUCAAUCCAUCCAGAUAAGGCUUCGGGUCCGGAUGGCUUCUCAGCUAGCUUCUUCCACUCUAAUUGGGAAACAAUAGGAGAAUGA